Molecule: messenger RNA, 3587 nt
Organism: Gastrolobium bilobum
Lineage: Eukaryota; Viridiplantae; Streptophyta; Magnoliopsida; Fabales; Fabaceae
Exons: 6
Coding region: 1-3516 (1171 amino acids)
Biological process (GO): cortical microtubule organization
Cellular component (GO): cortical microtubule
Source: RefSeq, a predicted model, not a curated record
AUGCCACCUUCCCCAGCAUUGAGAUGCUCUCCUGGUAGAGAGACACGUUCAGACAGUCACAAGCGUGGGCGCAGUCUUGAAAGCGGAUUGCUCUUCAGGGAAAAAGAUGAUGAUCUUGCUUUGUUCAAUGAAAUGCAGUCCAAAGAAAGAGAGAAUUUUUUGCUUCAGUCAUCGGAUGACUUUGAAGACUCAUUCUCGACAAAGUUGAGACAUUUUUCUAAUAUCAAGCUUGGGAUAUCCGUUCCUGGUCGAGGAGAAACCAGUGAAUUGCUUAAUGCAGAUGGUGACAAGAAUGACUAUGAUUGGUUAUUGACACCACCGGAUACACCACUAUUUCCUUCAUUAGAUGAUGAACCACCACCAAUAAAUGUUGGAAGCAGAGGAAGGCCUCGGAGUAAACCCAUUUCCAUAUCAAGAUCGUCUACGAUGGAGAGAAGUUACAGAAGCAGUAGGGGUAGCGCAAGUCCAAAUCGUUUAAGUCCAUCCCCUCGCUCCGGAAAUAGUACAUUGCAAUCAAGGGGAAGACCUUCGUCAACACCAAAUUCUAGUCCAACUCAAAGUUUACAGCAUGGUACUCCAUCAAGAAGACCAUCUCCACCUCCAAUUAAGUCCAUGACACCUGCUCCCAGGUCUUCCACUCCUACUCCUCGGCCGAUCAGCACCAGCUCCGGUGGUCCUGGAGUCUCAUCAGGGAUUAGGGGAACUUCCCCUAUUAAGACAAAUCGUGGAAACUCUACUUCACCAAAGAUAAGGGCAUGGCAAACUAAUAUUCCUGGUCUCACUUCUGAAGCUCCUCCCAAUCUUCGUACUUCUUUGGCUGAUCGACCAGCAUCAUAUGUGAGGGGCUCAUCGCCAGCAUCUAGAAAUGGUAGGGAUUCUACCUCUAAAGUUGGUAGGCAAUCAAUGUCUCCUACUGCUUCAAGGAGGAGCAGCUCUUUUCAUAGCCAUGAUCGAGACCAAUUUAGCAAAGGUUCUGCCAUAUCAUCUUGUGAUGAUGACCUGGAUUCUCUUCAGUCCAUCCCAGUGGGUAGUUUAAACCGAUUGGGUUCAAGAAGGGGUGGUUCAUUUUCAAACAGCAAAACUACUUUGAUUUCCAAGAAAUCAGCCAGGAUGGUGUCCCCAAGUUCUGCUCCUAAAAGAUCUUUUGACUCUGCUCUCCGGCAAAUGGAUAGAAAAAGUCCUCAAAACAUGUUCCGACCACUUUUAUCAAGUGUGCCAAGUACAACCUUUUAUGCCGGAAAAGCCAAUUCUGCACAACGUUCUCUGGUAUCAAGGAAUUCCUCUGUCACAACAAGCAGCAAUGCGAGUUCUGAUCAUGGUACCAUUUUCGCACCCGAUACUGAAGGAAGUGACCACAAUCAAGAUGAUGUGGCGAGUGAAACUGAGAAGAUAUUAUAUAAUGAUAUUCAUGAAGAAGUAUUUUCCUUUGAUAAAAUUGAUGUGUUAAAUGCAAACAUUGGGCAUGAGAUCAAUGAUGAAUCAGUUGAUAUCCUGCACAAUGAAAGUAGAGGUCCCAUGGUUGCUUUAGGUAUCACUAAAUUUGAAGAUUCUGUUUAUCGUGGUAUUGACCCAGAAUCCAAUGAAAGUUUAGAAACUUCCCAUGUAACAGGUGACAUUUCUGGGACAGGUAGUUUUGAGUAUACAGCAAUCUGUUCGUGUUGUGGUUGCCAUUAUGUAGCCACUGAUCAAGCUGAGAAGAAUAUUAGACUUUGUCCAGAAUGCAGCAGGAAAAACACAUUGUUGAGACAUAUCAUCCCAGAGACAACUUCGGCAGUUUCCCAAGACUCUUCAGUGAUUUCUACAUACAUGCCUGCAGAAGAAAAACCAUUAGCUGAAACCAACCAACCGAUGGUUGUGUCUGAACUACCUCAUGCGAAUGAUGUGGGUAACAUGAGGUUUUCCCUUGGUGAAUUGGACGCUGACGGAAGUCAAACUUUGUCCAGUGAAUUUAUUCAGGAUCACUCACAACAAAGUCCUCUUCCAAGUCCAUUUUUGGAGGGAAGUGGGCAGAUGCCUACCAACCAACUAGAGGUCGACCAGUUAGGUGUUGAUUACAAGAAGCGAGAUAAUCAUUCUGGAGAUCAACAGUUGUAUCAUUCCAAAGAUCUCUCAAAUUUGAAAGUGGACCUCUUGGAAGGUACUGGCAUUUCUGUACUACUGAAAAGGUCAAGCAGCAACAAAGGACCUGUAGUUCAGGGCAGGACUUUUACUGCUUCAACCAUAUCUUAUGAUGAUCUUUCUUUUGCAAGAAGCAGCAUUAACAGUAUUAGAAGCUCAACUGGGCAUGCCAGUUAUUCUGCCUCAUCAUCUGCUGAUUUCAGCUCAGCAAGACAUUCUGAGUUUCGUGUCCAAAGGCAGUCAAGUGGCAGGAAAUUGGAUGGAGACUGUGGAUAUGACAUAAGGAUCAAGCCUCCAAGCUCUGGUUCAUCUUUUUCUGAAAUGUCAAACCAUUCUCACCAUGGAUUAGGUUUUGCAACACAAGAAGCUUGUUCUGGCAAUGCAGAAUGCGGCAAUCUAGAGGAGAUAUCCCUAGCUCAACAAGAAAUGCAAGCUUCAGAAAAUGCAGUGACAGAUGUAAUUGAUGCUUCUUCUAUUGGUUUGAUUGUUGUCAGGGAAGAUAAACUUGAAUAUCACAAUUGUGGUAGAAUAACAGAUCCUUUUAGCUCAGAAUUAAUAAGCCAGGCUACCAGUGUUCAGCCUGAUGACAAUUCAGUGGCAUCAUUUGCAAAUCAUGGGGAUUGUAUUUCAUAUGACAGUAUUGAAGACCCUCCAAAUAAUGCUGGCAGUGUCUCAAAUACAGAAACAUCAGUUAAGGAUCCACACUCAUCCUUUGAUGAGAAACAUGAUGUUGAGAACUCCAAUGUUGAUGGACUGGGUGCUGUGGUUUCUACCAACUCUUCUACAAUUGAAGAAUCAGAAAUAGAAGGGGAAAACUGUUGUCAGAAUGAUACCAGUGUGGUGGAGGAUGAUCCAUCACUGGUAUCAAAGAGCACCGUCAAUGACUAUCAAGAACAUUCUGUUCCAAAUUCUUCCAACGACUGUCUUACAGCUUCUAUUUCUGAGCACUUCCAUGACAUAGAGGAAUCCACUGUUACAGUAGAGUGUCAAGGUGGAGGGAACAACACUAGAAGCCUAACACUUGAAGAGGCAACAGAUACGAUACUAUUUUGCAGCUCUAUCAUCCAUGAUCUUGCAUAUCAGGCAGCAACUAUAGCAAUGGAAAAGGAAUGCUCAGAUUCGUUGGAAGGUUCUGAGCCAACAGUGACUAUAUUGGGGAAACCUAAUUCUGACAGAAAGGAUUCUCGCAGCCGAAAUGCUGGCAAGCGCGCUAUUAAACCUCAGAAGGCAAGGCCGAGGAGGACGGUGGAAACUGAUGUAAAAUCCCCUUCUGCUAAGACUGAGAAUGAUGAAAAUGUUGAUGAGUCUUUGACACACAAUGUUGGGCUUCCUAACAAGGUAGACAGCAUAAAGCCGCCUAAUAAGCUUGAAUCAAAGUGUAAUUGCAUCAUAAUGUGAGAUUGCAAAGUUCAGAUUGUGCCUAUAUUUUCUGCCAGCAUUUUUACUCUUCCCCUUGGCCUAUAUAUACA